AUGGAUGAGACUGAACCCUUUAAAUCGGGCGGUGGCAUACGCCACCUAGCCAUGGCUAUUAACAUAAUUUGUACUUUGUGGUGGGUGAGAUUUCACCCCUGCCUUAAUUUUAUCCACCAAUCAGCGAUGAAAAAACGCCGCCUGGACGACACUGAGGCUGGCCCCCGCGACCCACCAAGUGUUAAAAUGCCCAAGCCCAGAGAGGACGAGAUGUUAAAGUUUUUCUCGUCAUUGAGUAAAUCUGAGGACAGGCCAGCACUUCUCUCGCUUACCCAAAAAUUUGCUGACCCCUACAUUCCCUUGGGCUUGAAGUAUCCCAAGCUGCUCCUCUGCAAUCUGCGAAGGAAGCAGUGCCCAAGUUCCUGGGACGAUGUACAGGCAGAGUGCCGUGAGGUCUUGGAGGAGCUCUCAAUUGAGCCCGAUGUGUGUGCUUUGAUCGAGAAGCAGACGAAGGCCCAGUCUGCGUCCGAGAAGUGGCAUCAGUUUUGGACUGGCCGCAUCACAGCUUCAAAUGCAGGAGCGGUGUUUGCUACAUCAUUGACUGAGCCAUCAAGGAGCCUGCUGAAAAGACUCUGCUACCCGGAGGACUGCAAAUUCCAGACCGCAGCAACUGCAUGGGGAAAGAAGAAAGAAGCUGCUGCGAGGGCAGCUUACGUCGAGGCAAUGCAGAAGCACCAUCUCGGCUUUUAAGUGCCAAGUGUCUGGCCUCCACAUAAGCAUAGAACGCCCAUUUUUGGCUGCAACUCCUGACGGCCUCGUACAUUGCGAUUGUUGUGGAGAUGGCCUUGUGGAGAUAAAA
This is a messenger RNA of Dermacentor silvarum, 799 nucleotides long. RefSeq lists its product as uncharacterized. The transcript is spliced from 2 exons. The record is from RefSeq and is a predicted model, not a curated record. Lineage: Eukaryota; Metazoa; Arthropoda; Arachnida; Ixodida; Ixodidae. The coding region runs from base 1 to 690 and encodes 229 amino acids.